AGGUGCUGAAAAACGCCUCAGUGACAGAGGAGGAAUACUUUGUAGCUCCACCCGGAAACAUCCCACUGGAGAAGGAGAAAAAGUCCUUCACGUAGAUCUGAAGAUGUCUCGUAUUAGUGGUGUGGCAGGGAAUCUUAAGAAAGUCGUAGAGAAACUCGCCAAGAUUCAGUACGUUAAAGUGAAUCUUAAAAGUGAAACUCAGAUCGAAGGCUUGAGUCUUCUGCCAUUGGGGAUGCAAUUGCUGGAGAAUCUGAAGAGAGAGUGGAUUAAUUCGGAUCCUGUUAUUAAUAUUUACCACAAAAACAGCUCAGAUGCCAACGAGAAAAGAGAUUUCCAAAAAGAUCACGUGGAAAAUCCACUCGCAUCGCUAAAAUCUCGAGCUUUUGAGGAACACUUUCGGAAUCUGAGUCAGAACUAUCAAGCAGAGAUUCCUUUGGGUAUCUCAGAGUGUCUUUCCUAUCCAUCCAUGAUUGUGAGAGCGGAAAAUCCCGGAGAAAGUCUGGAUUUCUCCCUGAAAUCCAUUCAAUAUCUGACUUGCCUGUACUUCAUCUCACCCGUCAGUGCAAUUGAGCAGUUUUACAGGAUUCAGAGACAGAGGAAGAUUUGGUGGAUGAGAUAUUCCUCAAAUCCUGGUCGAUUUAAGAUUUCAGAGUCAAAAAUAACGGAGUAUCCUGAAGGAAAAGUGCAGAAAAUCUCAGUGAAAUCAAGUUUGAAGGACUCUUCCGUCGAUUUGGAGACUAUUGAAUUGAUAUCCCUGAAUCCUGGAGCCAAUAUUGAGAUCAAGGAUCCUCGAAGUGGACGAAAAAUCACCCCUUCAAUUGUGAAAACGGGAAUGUGCCUGGAAAUUGCGACUUUAGGAGUUUUAAUCGAUGCUGUGAACUCUUCAGAUGACAGUGAGACUCUUCUAUUGCAUAGAAAGAUCGCUCCGCACCAAUUGGCAGUGUUUUGCUUCUCUGAGGCACAAGAUAAUCUGGCGGAUUUGCAGGAUCUCGCACGAUUGUUGACGAUAAAGACGAGAAAAGCUGGAAUUGCCACAUUGAAUCUUCCAAAGUGCUCAACGGCGAAAGAAAAUCUGCUUUCUCGGCAAAUCUGUGAAAUGGAUCAACUCGGUGUGCCUUACUGUUUCAUCCUGGAGGACGAGAGCCUUCGCAGUGGGCUGAUAAAGCUGCGCAGCAGGGACACGACACUCUCCGAGACGGUGCAUCUGACCGACAUUCCCAGGUAUCUUCUCAAAAUCUACUCCUCCUUCUGACGCUUCACGAGGGUGAAUUUAUUGUCCAGACUACAAAGAUCAAGUCACAUUUAAGUUAGAUUUGUUUUAAAAUUAGUUAAUGUUUUCUUGGUAUGAUUAUACGCAUUUUUUGAGUCACUUAAAUAGUCUGCACGAAAAAUUGUGCAAUUUAA
This is a messenger RNA of Phlebotomus argentipes, 1404 nucleotides long. It is a transcript of the gene DNApol-gamma35, whose product is annotated as DNA polymerase subunit gamma-2, mitochondrial. Gene Ontology annotation, biological process: mitochondrial DNA replication. Gene Ontology annotation, cellular component: cytoplasm; mitochondrion. The transcript has a single exon. The coding region runs from base 104 to 1252 and encodes 382 amino acids. The record is from RefSeq and is a predicted model, not a curated record. NCBI's taxonomy places the organism in Eukaryota, Metazoa, Arthropoda, Insecta, Diptera, Psychodidae.